This is a messenger RNA of Cuscuta epithymum, 1842 nucleotides long. Lineage: Eukaryota; Viridiplantae; Streptophyta; Magnoliopsida; Solanales; Convolvulaceae. The record is from the annotation of a GenBank genome assembly.
CUUGUUUCCGUUAAAACAGUGUCCGACGAUCUCCUACGUCCGUGUAAACAGUGCCUGCGCCUCAGAGUAUACACCUGUGCCCGAUCACCUACGAUCUUCACUCUUCCAAUUCGUAAGCUAGGGUUCUAGAGAAAUACUCCCCCACAGAUUAGGCCCUUCUUCCGCUGAAGCCUACCAGCGUCCACCGACUCACAGAGUAUCACGUUUUCCUGGUAAUUGAUGUGGGAGCGGAGAAGUGGAAAUUGAAGUGUCAGAGUGGUUCCAAAUCUUGACCGAAGACAUUGUGGCACAAACUGCCUUCGGCCAUAGCUACCACGACGGCAAAUCCGUUUUCAAGCUUCAAGCUCAGCAAAUGCUUCUCGCAGUGAAGCAUUCCAAAAGAUUUUCAUUUAGAGCUCUGGCCGGGUUCUUGACUUCUUUCUCGAAUUGAUCUAAGUUGAACACGCUUGAGUCAUACUUGGAGAUGAGCAGCCCUGAAAUAAGGCUUUGAAGCUUGUCAUGGAGGCCCUUAGUUGCAAGAGUCCAGAAAUUCGUAUUGCGGCUUGCAUGUGUGUGAAAAACGUUUCUCGUUCGGUCACAGUUUGUAGUAUAGCCUGAGUGCAGGUUGAUUUUUGAAGAAAACUGCAACAGCCCCCUUGCUUAAUCUUUUAUUUGAUGAUUGUCACAAUGUUAAGCCUUGUUGGUUCUAGACAAAGAUCGAAGUGAAGGAACGGAGGAAGUAAGAAAAUGUAGUCCGAGUUUAGCGUAAUUCCUCUAUUUUAUCAUCAACCUUGGCCGGUAGAAUGCUUCUCAGUCAUCCAAAAAUUGAUCCCAAAAAAGCAAUCUAUCCGUCUAUUCUUUAUUCUUCUACGGCAACAGAAGCUACAAAGGGAGAUUUAGACAACCAACUUUGCUCUCUACAAUAGUUAGUGGAGGAUAGGGAAAAGGAUUCUUGGCUAGGGACAAUCAUUGGUCAUUACAGAGGUAUGCAAAUCAAUAGGAGCGGAUCACUCCACUAAGCGACUGUUCGAAGCUCUAUCUUUAGUGGGAUGCUCAUGUCUCAGACCACUCCACUUGUUGUCUGAUCUCUCCUCUUCCUGCCUCCAUAUUCCCGCUUGAUGGUUGCUCCCCAAACGAUUUGUUGUGGGUACUGUUGUAUUCAGUACUUCAGCCAAAACAGUAUACAACAAUAUUGUACGAGAAUGAAAAUCUACAGAAAAGAAUAUAGAGAAUGGAAAACUGGAAAGGAUUUCUUCUGCAUCGAUGUAGAGGUCGAUCGCCCCCCUCCUGAACCACCGCCGAUCCAGGAAGAUGACAUUGGAUGGAUUGCUUUCUUUCCGGUGGCUAGUCAAACCGGAACAAUUUCUACACUUGGCUCCUUACCGGUGGUUGGAAAAUUCGGCAAGUUCAAUAAUUCCUUUUCGGUGGCUGGUCAAGCCGAACCCAUUUCGAGUAGCAUGAGCAGACACACUGUGGUACGAGUCUACAUUGUUGCACGUUGUGCUCAAGUCUCCAUCAAUUUAACCAUUUGUGAUCAAGCCACCGCAGGUCCACAAGUUCUUGAGGAAGAGGCAAAUAUCAAUUUUCUCACAAGGAAACUUUCACGGUGGUUCAACUUGUCUCAACUCAUAAUAAUAUAUCUUCUCAAGUUACUACUUCAACCCCCCCUCCUUGGGGGGCACUUGAGGAUUACUUUGCUAUUAACCUCAGGGCCCACUAGAUUAUUUGGGUUAAAAGUCAUUGGCAUCUGCAUUUGUAAAAAAGUGUGUUAGGUCCCUGUUUUCUAUUCUACAAUGUAUGAGAUUUGAUCAGUAUGAAUAGAAGAAGCUUUCCAUUGAUGAUGAAGAAGUUUACAGAAUGAUA